Molecule: messenger RNA, 808 nt
Organism: Owenia fusiformis
Lineage: Eukaryota; Metazoa; Annelida; Polychaeta; Sabellida; Oweniidae
Source: the annotation of a GenBank genome assembly
UAGGGACAGUAUUAUCUGCGCCUCACACUUGGAUAUAUUAUCGUAAUGCUAAGAGAUAAAAAUUAAGAUAGCUGCUUAUGUGUGUUACCUGAAGUUCAAAUAACACAAUACCAUAACAUAAAUGUACACUGACAUAAAGGAUAAACAUGGCUAACUUUGGAAGUGAAGAUGACAUUGAGAUGCGGGAUGAAAGCAAACGAAUGCUAAGAGAAAUGAUAAUGUCAUACGGCGAUUCAAACGACGAUGGAAUAAUUCAAAAAGAUGAACUUGGGGAUUGCCUCGCAUUCAUUGGCAUUAAUAUUAUGGAUGAGGAGUCCAUGGAUGCUGUCAUAGAACACUUUGAUACAAAUGAAGAUGGCCACAUCAGCAUCGACGAAAUUGUUGACCAAUGGGAGGUUCUGCAAGUACACAGUCUCCAUAGUGACGAACUUCUUAAAAGUUUUAAAAAGAUAGACGCUAAUGGUGAUGGAUUUAUACGCUUGCCUGAACUUAAAGCAGUGCUUACCAAAAAGGGUAAAAACCAGUUCAGUGGCGAAGAGGCAUCCGCUGUAUUACAAAAACUCAUGAAAUAUGACGAAGACCAUGACGGCAAGUUCAGCUAUCCAGAAUUUGUGAAAAUGUUCUCUGAAGACGAAUUUCCAUUCAAAAGAAUAAAAGGACUAACAAAAAAGAAGUUACCUGAUGCAAAACAAAAACAAGAACAAUGAUGAUUCGUUCUUGGGCACUAUUAAAUUGACAGAAACAAAGAUUGUUCAUUGUCGAAAUAUUUAUUUGAAAUAUAUGGUACUGUAUUUAUGUAAUACUGUGC